GUUUUUUGUUUUUAUUUUAUUUUCUCCUUCUUCUUUUCCCCUUCCCAUUCCGAUCGAUCGUGUGUUACUCACAAACCCGCCGCCUUCCUCUUUUUGCUACGACCUUCCUUCCUCUUGCACCUUUGCAAAAAGAGACGAGGUCUCGCGCAUCUUCCUCGCUCCUCGUUGCUCCGUUCUUUGCUUCAUUCGCCCCCCUCCUUGCCUCUUUUUUGGCCCCCUCUUCCCCUCCCCUAAUUGCGCAAGAGACAUCAUCAUGGCCACCAACGGUACCACCAAUGGCGAAACCGGCGCAAAUGCUGCCGCCGCCGCCGCCGCCCCGGCACCCGUCGACACCACCCAUACCCCGUCGCAGCGCUAUCUGAGCACUCGCGGAGAAGACAGCGGCUUCUCCUUCGAGGAGGUCGUUCUCAAGGGCCUCGCUACUGACGGCGGCCUGUUCAUCCCCGAGCACAUCCCCCAAGUCGACGAUUGGCAGUCCUGGAAGGACCUGUCCUUCCCUGACUUGGCCCACAAGAUCCUGUCUCUGUACAUCUCCCCCUCUGAGAUCCCCUCCGCCGACCUCAAGGGCAUCAUCGACCGAAGUUACUCCACCUUCAGAGCUCCCGAGACCACCCCGCUUCGUCACCUCCACGACAAUCUCCACCUCCUCGAGCUAUUCCACGGCCCAACCUUUGCCUUCAAGGACGUCGCCCUGCAGUUCCUCGGCAACCUGUUUGAAUACUUCCUCGUGCGCAAGAACGAGGGCAAGACUGGAACGGACAGGCAUCAUUUGACCGUCGUCGGUGCCACGAGCGGCGACACCGGCUCCGCCGCCAUCUACGGCCUGCGAGGCAAGAAGGAUGUCUCCGUCUUCAUCCUCCACCCCAAGGGCCGCGUGAGCCCCAUCCAGGAGGCCCAAAUGACUACCGUCCUGGACAACAAUGUCCACAACCUUGCCGUUACCGGCACCUUUGACGAUUGCCAAGACAUCGUCAAGGCCCUGUUCGCCGACCCCGAUAUCAACUCGACCCACAACCUCGGCGCGGUCAACUCCAUCAACUGGGCCCGCAUCCUUGCCCAGAUCGUUUACUACUUCCACUCCUACUUCUCCCUCGCCAAGUCCUCUGAUUCCUUCAAGCUUGGCGACAAGGUCCGCUUCGUCGUGCCAACGGGUAACUUUGGCGACAUCCUCGCCGGCUACUUCGCCUUCCGCAUGGGUCUCCCCGUCGACAAGCUCGUCAUCGCGACCAACGAGAACGAUAUCCUGCACCGCUUCUGGACGACGGGCAAGUACGAGAAACAGCCCGCUCCUCCCUCUGAGGCCACCGGUGGCCUCGCCCAGGAUGGUGUCAAGGCGCACGAGGACGGUGUCAAGGAAACACUCAGCCCGGCCAUGGACAUUCUCGUCUCAAGUAACUUUGAGCGUCUGCUGUGGUUCCUGGCCUACGAAUUCGCCUCCAGCGCUGGCAUGGACGAUGAGUGGAACAAGAGGCAGGCCGGCCAGGAGGUCUCAGCUUGGCUCAAGGACCUCAAGACCAAGGGCGGCUUUGGCCCGGUCUACCAGGACGUUCUCAACUCUGCUCGUCGUGAUUUCGAGAGCGAGCGCGUCAGCGACUCUCAGACCGUUGAGACCAUCAAGGGUUACUACAACAAGAUCGGAUACGUCCUGGACCCCCACUCUGCCAUUGGUGUGUCCGCCUCAGAGCGAUCCAUCAGCCGCGCCGGAGCCGACGUGCCGCACAUCUCGCUCUCGACGGCUCACCCGGCCAAAUUUGCUGGUGCGGUCGACCUGGCUCUCAAGGAAGAGCCCGGAUUCAACUUCCAGGAGAAGGUCCUGCCCUCCGAGUUCGUCGGCCUGGAGGAGAAGGAGAGGAGGGUAACCGAGAUCGCCAACGACUGGCAGAAGGUUCGUGAGGCUGUCAGGGCUCAGGUCGACGAGGAGCUCAAGGCUGCCGCCGAGAGCUGAGUUUUGGGUCGUCAUAACACAUAAGGAGCAUGAAAACAUACAAGCCACCUGCCGCGGAGUUUAGUUUCGCUUUGUUUUAUUCCCCCAGAAGCGCAACGGAGCAGAGAGGAGAAAAACAAAGACAAAGAACAAGAGGCACAUGUCGUUUGGUUGGGCGCGUUUCCACUGCGGGUAGUCUGGCUGCAAUUGGCAUACCAGCACUGCAUCAAACGUGUUUGGUUUACCCAUUUGAUCAUGCCCAAUAGAUCACCAAACCAACAAGAUUGUGCCAGCGGAGGACAAAGAGAGGGGGCGCCAAAAUGAUGGGAGGAUAGGUCUUGGUGGGCGCAUUUGCAUUGCAUGGGGAAGGGGUCGCGGUCUUUGGCCAGUGUGUGCUAUUGAAAUUCUCUUAUUACCCAGCACACACAAACACACACACAUACACACGCAAACAAACAAGCAGGCGCUUCAUGCAGAGCGGAAGACCACGCGAAUGAUACACGAUUUCGAAGCCUGGGAAACACAACUCUCCUCACCGACUGCGUGCUUGUGACGGAUGAUGUCAGAUAGAGUGCGUGGAGAGGAAUGAAGCUGCGGUCCCAAGAUGUCGACAGCCGCCGGUUUGGCAAGAGGGAGACGCGGACAUACGUACGCAUGUGCCAUUGACACCGUUUGGCGGGGACGGGCAUGGCGUGUUGCCGCAGACAUUGUUGGGUUUCCCCCCCUCACAGGUUUUGGUGGGAAAGCAUCCAUGUGGGUAGGUAUUGCUUGGGCGGGAAGCUUAU
This is a messenger RNA of Colletotrichum destructivum, 2709 nucleotides long. RefSeq names its product Putative serine/threonine dehydratase, pyridoxal-phosphate-binding, threonine synthase. Bases 254 to 1945 code for a protein of 563 amino acids. Gene Ontology annotation, biological process: L-threonine biosynthetic process. The record is from RefSeq and is a predicted model, not a curated record. Gene Ontology annotation, molecular function: pyridoxal phosphate binding; threonine synthase activity. The transcript is spliced from 4 exons. NCBI's taxonomy places the organism in Eukaryota, Fungi, Ascomycota, Sordariomycetes, Glomerellales, Glomerellaceae.